AUGUCCUCUCUUCCUACCACAUCAUCAUUUCUUACAUCACUGGCCAAUAAGAGAGCCCAUAGACAUAAGAGAUCUGCAGCGAUUUCUGGAGAUUUUGAUGCAUCUGGACUUUUUUGCUCGCCAACUCAUCAGUCGUCGAUAUCACUUACGAGCCAUAGUCCACGACAAUCAUUUGCAGAUGAUAAUGCAGACUUAGAGAGAAACUACCAUUUUAACAACGAAGAGGAUUUUUCAAAUAACGGAUCAAACGAUAUUUUUUCAUAUCCAAGCAAGAAUAGCGAUAUAUUCCAACGCCCAGCCUUGAGUCCAAGACACUUGAAUUCACUAUCGCCUGUACGGAAACCUAACAUUCAAUCAAGUAGCUUUGGUUUGAAUUCUCCAAUUCGUUUAAACCGUAGCAGAUCAGGUUCAACAUCUAAUUCCUUAUUAAACAAGUCACGUUUGUUUUUGACCGAAGAAACAACAAUAAAUAGCGAGAAUAUCCCAGAAGCAGUUAUUGAUUUAGAUGUAAUUCUAAAUGCUAAUCUCCAUAUCGGAGUCGAAGAAGCUAUCUCUGAUUCACCAAGAAAUUAUCAUACCCAUAAGAGGACAGAACUGGCUCCCGCAGAAUUUGCUCAGAACGACGAUUUUCUCGGAUCCCCAUUUUCAAAUCAGACAAACAGUAAGUUGAUAUCUUCUUCCUUGCACAAUUCUCAUUCAAUGUUCAGCUCGGGUGUGAAUAGUGGCGUUCCUUUGUUCAGCCAACCAAUUCAGGAACAAAUGACAGAUUCAAUAAUUGAAGAGGGUGACAAUGACGAGUUUGACUUCGAUGGAUCCAAGCUUGAAUCGUCUGAGCUCGUUUCUGAUACAGAUUCGACACACGAUAUUUUUGCAAACCCUCCACCUAUGAUGGGUAAUGUUUUUUAUACAAAUGCUUCAGCAAAUUCAUCUACUUCCAGUUUGCGCAGUGGAGGAAAUACAUCAAAACAUCUUGUCAUUGAGAAGACUUUUUCCAAUUCUUCAAAAGAUUCUUGUUGUUCCUUUAAUGGUAGUAACGGAAAUUUAACAAGUAACAAAAGAUCUGGCGCUAAGGCCAACAGGUAUAAACUUUUUUAUGAUAAGUCAAGCAGAAUAUCAAAUGCUUUAAAGGAGAAUUCUUCCGACAGCAUUAAUAUUGUUCGAUCUAAUAGUAGCGGACACAGUAUGAGCACAGCAAACACCGCUUAUAAAGAUCUCAAAUUGUUAGGCCACUCUUCAAGUUUGCCGAGUCUCAAAUCUGGCCCCAAGAGGAUUAAUUCGCAAGCUCCUAGUUCUUUGAGAUAUAGUGAUAAGAGAAGUAAUUCUGAAAACAGAAGAGCAGUUUCCCCUCCUGCGAGAGUAUCUGAAAAAGUAUAUUCAGCUUCUUCUCCUUCAUUGAUAUCAGAAAGAAAAGAAUCAUCUACUGGCUGUCGUUUUCUGGACGAAAUUGCUUAUGAUUUUGAGUCAAGAGAUAGGAUCGUUAUAGGGCAGGCAAAGAAACCAGAAGACCCAAAGAUCUCUUCUACGAGUCCUAUUAGUACGAAAUCAAUUAAUUCGUCAGCAGUGAUUUCUAAUAGUGGCACCCUACACUCAACUGAUAAUUCGUCAUUUUUGUCUCAUCAUGAAGUAUUAUCCAAAGAACAUGCCAAGUCAGAUUACAAUGAACUUUCUAGAGAUGCAGAAGUGGUUGUUCAUGAUAGAUUACAAAACAUCACACCUUCAAUUGUAAUUAGUGCUGAACUGGAAAGUUCUUCUCCGUCGACGAAUUCGACUUUCCAACAAAUUGAGCUGGUGAUAAGAAGUAAUUCCAAGAUAAAGCCGCCACACAUAGAACCAAGUUUAAACUCAAGAAGUGCCUCAAUUGAUAUAGAGAACGCAUCGAAAGAAGAUUUGAACACGAAAAAAGAAAGAAAACAAGAUGACCAGUCUUGCUUCCUUCAAACUCUUCCAGUGCAAGCAAAACUUACACUGCCUGAUUAUACUAAUGUAACACUUUCAUCCAAAGUGGCAAGGAACUCGUGUAUCGUAUCUCCUAUGAAAGCCGGUAUAAGAAACUCACAGACUGACUCAGAGAAGAAGAAGUCGACACAUUCCAAAAGAAAGUCUAUUUACAAUUAUUCUGAAAAUACCAUUUCAGGAAGAAAGGGGAAGCCUACUGCUCAUGUUGAGAAUGAAGAAAAUGAAUUAAUGGCAGUUGGACGUGGCAGACACUCUAAAUCUAAAUCAAUGUCAUUUACACUUUCAGAUUUAAAUCCGAAAGUUUCAAAUACCGAAGCCGACAACGUAGAUUUCCUGAAAACUAAGCGGCGAGAGAGACUAUUAAAUUGGUUUAGGAAACGUUAG
This is a messenger RNA of Scheffersomyces stipitis CBS 6054, 2340 nucleotides long. RefSeq lists its product as uncharacterized. The record is from RefSeq and is a predicted model, not a curated record. Bases 1 to 2340 code for a protein of 779 amino acids. The transcript has a single exon. Lineage: Eukaryota; Fungi; Ascomycota; Pichiomycetes; Serinales; Debaryomycetaceae.